Molecule: messenger RNA, 711 nt
Organism: Eufriesea mexicana
Lineage: Eukaryota; Metazoa; Arthropoda; Insecta; Hymenoptera; Apidae
Gene: Vps25
Product: vacuolar protein sorting 25
Exons: 5
Coding region: 109-636 (175 amino acids)
Biological process (GO): protein transport to vacuole involved in ubiquitin-dependent protein catabolic process via the multivesicular body sorting pathway
Cellular component (GO): ESCRT II complex
Molecular function (GO): structural molecule activity; protein homodimerization activity
Source: RefSeq, a predicted model, not a curated record
CCUAUUAAUACUUUUUCGUAGUUAAAACUUUCACAAUUAUUUUGAAGGUAUAACUGAUAGAUAUAAUCAUUAUAUGAUAUCUAUUAUUUUUGUAUUAGUUUAAUAAUAAUGGCAGAAAUUGAAUGGCCUUGGCAAUAUAGUUUUCCCCCAUUUUUCACUCUCCAACCUCAUUCAGAUACUAGAGCUAAACAAUUAGUAGCAUGGAAAAGUUUAAUACUAGAAUAUUAUCGUAUCACAAAACAAGCCAUUGUAGAUGUAAGAGAAGUGCAUUCAAGUCCAUUAUUUAACAAUACUGCAAUUAAUCGAAAGUUAUCAUCAGAGGCCAUCUUAUUAAUAUUAGAAGAAUUAGCAAAAUCAGGAAAUGCAAGUCCAUUGGAUAAAACAAGACAAAGAUGGCUAAUUUAUUGGCAUACUUUGGAAGAAUGGGGUGAAAUUAUUUAUAAUUGGGCACAGGAGAAUGGUUUUAUUGGUUCUGUAUGUACUUUAUUUGAGUUAACACAAGGAGAAGACACAAUAAAUCAGGAAUUUUAUGGACUUGAUACAGAAGUACUAAUCAGAGCACUUAAAACAUUGGAAUCAAAUAAAAAAGCAGAGUUAAUUUUGUUUGAUGAUAAUCAAGGUGUUAAGUUCUUUUAGACAGUAGAUAUUAUUAGAAUACUCACAGAAGCCAAUCUACCGCAACAAUGAGUGUUACAUCUUCAGCAGGCAGAC